This is a messenger RNA of Danaus chrysippus (African queen), 399 nucleotides long. The record is from the annotation of a GenBank genome assembly. NCBI's taxonomy places the organism in Eukaryota, Metazoa, Arthropoda, Insecta, Lepidoptera, Nymphalidae.
AUGUGGUACCAAGCCGAUGAAGAAGAAGAUGACGAUCUUAUGUGCUCACCGGCCAUACUCGCGCGGCGCGCGUCCGAAAGUUGGAUAAAUGUGCCUCCCGUAGAGAUACUGAGCACCCCGCAGACCUUACAACGCAAGAAGUCGCUCCCGGACGUUGCUGCCAUGCCACGCCUGCCUGACGGUGGUGGCAUGUCUCGGGAAGAAGUCUCCGCCCUCGGCUCCGCUCGUAGAGAGGAAGUCCGACGCAUGCACGAAGAGACAGAGAAACUGAGAGCCAACCCUCUCCUCUACUUAGUCAGUCCGCAAGUUAAGGACUGGUUUUCACGUCAGCAGUUAGUAAUUCUGGUAUUGUUCAUAAACAUCUCGCUAGGGAUCAUGUUCUUUAAACUGCUGACGUAG